AUGUCAGCACCUGUUGGUCCUAUCAUGCAACAGCUCGCAACCCUGCCAGCUCGUUCCAGGCAGGGCUUGAGUAACUUGCGACAAAGACUCUUCCAGCAGGGUGAGAAGCCUAAGAAGGAAGGUCAACUCCUUCGCACCUCACUCAAUGUCCACCGACCUGUCUGGGUCACUGCCGGCGGCGGUGUCUAUACCAGUCUGGCUGCCGUCUAUCUUACCAUGCGCUACCUGAAACGUGUUAGGGUUUGA
Messenger RNA from Penicillium verhagenii, 246 nucleotides. RefSeq lists its product as uncharacterized. Bases 1 to 246 code for a protein of 81 amino acids. The record is from RefSeq and is a predicted model, not a curated record. NCBI's taxonomy places the organism in Eukaryota, Fungi, Ascomycota, Eurotiomycetes, Eurotiales, Aspergillaceae. The transcript is spliced from 2 exons.